Messenger RNA from Aspergillus clavatus NRRL 1, 1947 nucleotides. RefSeq names its product tRNA (uracil) methyltransferase (gene trm44). NCBI's taxonomy places the organism in Eukaryota, Fungi, Ascomycota, Eurotiomycetes, Eurotiales, Aspergillaceae. Gene Ontology annotation, molecular function: tRNA (uridine) methyltransferase activity. The coding region runs from base 1 to 1947 and encodes 648 amino acids. Gene Ontology annotation, biological process: tRNA methylation. The transcript has a single exon. The record is from RefSeq and is a predicted model, not a curated record.
AUGCCUAGAAAUGUUAGGAAAAACCCCCGAGAUGUGUCAAAGCUCUCGGGGAAACCACUGGUUGAAACCAUAGAACCCUCACAUAUUUUGAACCCCACCCAGGACGGAUGGGUUACCUCAACAGAUCUGAAAGAAGGAGAGCUUUCCUUUACCCCCGAGGUCAUCGAGGACAUGACGCUGUUUCUCUUGGAAAAUCCCAACCUGAACUCGAGCCAUUUAUUUCGUGCAGAUAUUCUCUACGACAGUCGGGGUAUCUUGAGUACCCCACAUGCGAAGGAGAUAUCAUUCGCAGAAUCCGGCAAUAUUGACACGAACGAUUGCCCUAAGCCCGGUGAUUCUGCGGAGCCCCUUCCAGCGAGAGACGUGCCCGGGUUCGAGCUAACAAGGACCAUUGUGAGGAGAUUGAUUCCUAGAAACAAGAACCUGGAUCGGCCCCUGGAACAGACCUGUCAUUUCUACGAGGGAGAGGAGUUUCUUCCCGCAUCUGCUCGCACGCAAGAUGCGCAUGGUAACCAAGAUGAAACCGAGGCCACGGUAUCACGCAAACGCUUCUUGGUCGUGUACGUGCCGCACGUCUCGUCCAAGGAGGACAUGCCCUGGUAUCAUCCCCUGCUGCGCUCACUGGCCUUCCUGUACGACUUCACCUACAACAACAAUGUAGAAUCAGCCGAAGCAAAGCAUGGCUCGGGAACGAUGUCCGUACAUUUCCUGCCGUACGAAGGAGAGCCGAUUCAGAAUCGGCUGGAGCGUACCUUGCUCGCUCUUCUGAGCACUCAAAUCCGGCUCGCUCGUCAAACACGCCUCACGGAGAAGCCUGAAGGAGGCAACUACAAUCCGAACAAGGAUAACGUGAUUCCAAGGCAUCUGGUUCAAGACACGUAUGCGCGCCUGAAACUGAAGUACGCAGCUGAUCUAUGUAAGAACUGGGUCGAAGAGACGGAACCGAACAAGCACGUUUUCGAGGACCUCUCGAUUACGGCCUUCCUCAUUGAGCUAUGGAGGAGUAUGUAUGGAGCUGUACCCGCUGAUGAGAGGGGUUCAGCCCCCGGCGAAAAGGAAGACCAUGACCCGAAAUUCCCGGGGUUUGUGGAUGUUGCUUGUGGAAACGGGCUGCUUGUCUAUGUCCUGCUCUCAGAGGGAUACCAUGGGUGGGGGUUUGACGCCCGUCGCCGAAAGACCUGGAAUACCUUUCCACCCUCGAUUCAAGAGCGGCUCAAAGAGGAAAUUUACAUCCCGAAGCCAUUUGCAGACGUAUCCACAGAGUUGGAUCUGGACAUUGGUAUCAAGACCCAUACCGGGAUGUUCUCGGAGAAUACCUUUAUCAUCUCAAAUCAUGCCGAUGAACUGACAGUUUGGACGCCGCUGAUGGCUGCGCUCUCAAACCCGGCAUCUCCACUUCCGUUCAUCUCAAUCCCCUGCUGCUCCCAUUCGCUCUCUGGCGCCAGACAUCGCUAUCCUCCUCCCCGGCCUAAGAGAAAGGAGGAAGUCGAUCGUCCAGACGCUGAGGUGGAACAAAAUCCGCAACCGGCUACCGGAGACCUAAAGGCGCUUCGAGCCGCCAAACAACAGGAGCAGACCGACGCGGGGAUGUUGAAUUCCAUGUAUGGCUCCCUGACUGCCAAGACGAUGGGCAUUGCCGAAGAGGUUGGAUACGACGUGGAAAAGACCUUGUUACGGAUUCCUAGUACAAGGAACAUGGGUGUGAUUGGCGGCCGUAGACGGAUAACACAGGAGUGGGGAUCUAGAGUCAAUACUGCACAGAUCUCGCCUACGGCUGAUGGUGGAGCUCAUGAUGCCAAUGUCGACGGGGUUACUGAAAAGGCCACGGCGGUCGUUCAGCGCGAAUGUGCCCGCGAAGGAGGAGUCGGGCUUGCAGCGAAAAUUUGGAUAGAACGUGCUAAGGGUCUCCACAAGGGACAGGGGAAGGGCAACCAACCAACUCAUUGA